AUGAAGAUAACUAUAUUCAUUGCCUCAUUUUUUGCUGUUGUUCAAGUAAAUGGAUAUCGAUUGAAACGAGCUGUUGGAGAUUUGCCUACAAAAGAAGAGAUGCUGAAAACCAAUCGGUUUGAGUAUUUUGAAGAAAAGGUAUGUGAAAAUUUGGAAGGAGGAAGAAUUGAUCCAUUAGAUAGUGGAAAGCAAUCUGGGGGAUCUUUGUUAUAGUAAAGUUCCGAAAAAUAUAUUCCUCGUGGCAUAAAUGAUUAAGAUAAUCUGUUAUCCGCAAAUCAUAUUCUCUAUACUUUCUUCAACAUUUUUUGUUCAGUUUUCAAAUUUUACGAGAAAAAAAAGUUCAUGUAAACUUCUUUCUAGAAAUUCAAACCUUCUCGAUAUUUCCCAGAUUUCUUCUACCCUCUCCAAAAUCUUUAACUUCCAGGUCAACCAACUUGCUGGAAUCAGUUGUGAUCUUUGCGUUCGUUCGAUUUAUGGACUCAAUUACGAUUUUAUUCAAAUGAAAGACAAUGUUCUAGAUAUGAUAACUCUUGAUUGUGAAGCACUUUUCCAUCAAAAUCCAGAUGAAAUUGCAACAUGCAUUCAAUUUAUGUCAUCAAAAGUGACAAAAUACUCAAAUAAGGUAUGCAUUAACCUUUUUUCUUUUGCUUUUUUCCUCUCUUUCCUAUUUCGUUUCAAUACCACCUGGUCGGUCGGUCAAUUUCUUCUUUUUGAUUGAUAAUCCCCCUUUUCAUAGGUUCAUUCAUUCAUUCAGAAAAGUCCCCCGCGCGCAGAAAUACACAUAAACGUUUAAUCGAAACCUAACUAAAUUAACACUUAUUCACACAGGCGUUUCCCUGGUAACAAAAACCUUUCCAGAAUGUAUGUAUUGAAUAGUGCAACACAGAUUUGUUGAAUAAUCAGAUAUAGCUAGCCGACAUGGGAAAAUUGAGCUUGCAAAAAAAGUUCAAUUUCCUUUGCCUAUGAUUAAUAUGUGUGUGUGUGUGUAUUUAUACAUUUGAUUAAAGUAUACUGUAAUCGGAAAUUGCAUUAGUUGUCCAUUGAAUCUGAAAUGACACGAAAUAAAAAAUACAUAACAUAAAAUUAUUCAUAAGAGAAAAAAAAAGAAUCCCUUUUUCAACUGUGUAUAUAAAAAGAAAAAGCUUCGAAGAAUCUCGCACCUUUAAUUAGCGCACUUCAUUGAGCUACGCCGUCUUUUUUCUCGUUAAUCCCCUCAUUUGUGCAUGGUCAAAAUGAAUAACAAAAUAUAUUUUAUUUUAAACAAUACAAAUUUUCAAAACAGACUGACAUAUUAUUUUCAGGUCGAAAAAUUGCUCGAUUCUCGUCGGAUUUGUGCAUUAUUACGUGUAUGUCCUGCUGUUGUUGAACCUGAGAAAAAAUCGACAUUGAAGAAAAAGUUCUUCUCAGUUUCUGAUAAUAAAUUGUAA
Molecule: messenger RNA, 1427 nt
Organism: Caenorhabditis angaria
Lineage: Eukaryota; Metazoa; Nematoda; Chromadorea; Rhabditida; Rhabditidae
Source: the annotation of a GenBank genome assembly